Messenger RNA from Rangifer tarandus platyrhynchus (Svalbard reindeer), 2493 nucleotides. NCBI's taxonomy places the organism in Eukaryota, Metazoa, Chordata, Mammalia, Artiodactyla, Cervidae. The record is from the annotation of a GenBank genome assembly.
AUGGGGCCGGGGCUGCUGUUCCCUCUGCUGCUGCUCCGGGCUCUGGGGGCCCCGGGGUCUGAGCUGGACGCCGGGGGGCGGCACGUCUGCAAGGCCAGCAGCCCCUCUGCUGAGCUCCAGUGCUGCCCAGGCUGGAGGCAGAAAGAUCGAGAAUGCACCAUCCCCAUCUGCGAGGGGCUGGAUGCCUGCCGGGAAGACGAGGUAUGUGUGAAACCAGGCCUCUGUCGAUGCAAACCUGGAUUCUUCGGAGCCCAGUGCAACUCCCGCUGCCCGGGCCAGUACUGGGGCCCCGACUGCAGGGAGGUCUGCACCUGCCACCCACACGGCCAGUGCGAACCGGCCACCGGCGUGUGCCACUGCCAACCCGACCGCUGGGGCGACCGCUGCGAGUUCCCGUGCGCCUGCGGUCCCCACGGCCGCUGCAACCCCGAGACCGGCACGUGCCGCUGCGAGCCCGGUUGGUGGUCGCCCGCGUGCCGCCGCCCGUGCCAGUGCAACCCCGCGGCGGCGCGGUGCGAUCAGGCCACCGGCUCCUGCCUGUGCGAGCCGGGCUGGUGGGGCCGCCGCUGCAGCUUCCGCUGCGCCUGCCACGGCUCGCCGUGCGCUCAGGAGUCGGGCCGCUGCGCCUGCCGGCCGGGCUGGUGGGGCCCCGAGUGCCGGCAGCCGUGCGAGUGCGUGCGCGGCCGCUGCAGCGCCGCCUCCGGCCAGUGCGCCUGCCCGCCCGGCUUCCGCGGCGUGCGCUGCGAGCUGUCCUGCCCCGCCGGCCGUUAUGGGCUCCAGUGCAGCGAGAGCUGUGGCCACUGCAAGCAGAAUAAGCCAUGCUCUGCAGACACAGGCAACUGCGAGGCCUGCGAGCCGGGCUGGAACGGGACCCAGUGCCACCAGCCCUGCCCUCCUGGCACCUUUGGCGAGAACUGCAGGCAGCAGUGCCCCCGCUGCCGGCUUGGGGAGGCCUGUCAGCCAGACACCGGGCACUGUCAGCGCUGUGAGCCUGGCUGGCAGGGGCCCAGGUGCGAAGACCCCUGCCUGAUUGGCACCUUUGGGGAGGGUUGCAGCUCUACCUGCCCCACCUGUGUCCAGGGGGCCUGUGAUGCUGUGACCGGGGAGUGUGUCUGCACCGUCGGCUACUGGGGGCCCAGCUGCAACACUUCAUGUCCAUCUGGCUUCCAUGGAAACAACUGCUCUGUUCCCUGCGAAUGUCCAGAGGGAAUCUGCGACCCUGUCUCUGGGGCCUGCCAGCUGGGAUCUCAUAGUCAGGACGCCGCCCUCAUCGCGGGCAUCCUCGUACCUCUGCUGCUGCUCCUCCUGGCCAUCUCCUGCUGUGCCUGCUGCUGCUGGGCUGCCCGGCUGGACCCCAAGGACAGGCCAGUGAGGGAUGGAACCGCCGUGUCCAGGAUGAAGCUGCAGGUCUGGGGGGCCCUGACCUCCAGCCUGGGCUCUGCGCUGCCCUGCGGUACCCUAGGCAGCCACAAGCUUCCCUGGGUGACAGUCUCGCACCACGACCCGGAGAUCCCCUUCAACCACAGCUUCAUCGAGCCGCCCUCCGCCGGCUGGGCUUCAGAUGACUCCUUUUCUUCCGAUUCUGAGUCUGGAGAAGAGGACGAGGGUCCUGCCUACUGCGUGCCACCCCAAGAAGGGAUGGUCCCUGUGGCCCCAGCGGAAUCCUCAGAGGCCAGCCUGGCUGGAGGUCCCUUCCCUCCCCCCGAGGAUGCCUCCACGCCGUUUGCCAUCCCGCGCACUUCCAGCCUCGCUAGGGCCAAGCGGCCAUCAGUCUCCUUUGCUGAAGGCACCAAGUUUGCACCACAGAGUCGCCGAGGUUCCGGGGAACUCUCCAGCCCGCUCCGAAAGCCCAAGAGGCUCUCCCGGGGGACCCAGCCAGGUCCCGAAAGCCAGGAGACUGAGGAGUCCACAGGCCCACAAGUGGAAACAGAUGGGGCCCCUCCUGGUACUGCCAGCCCCAGGGAUUCAGCUGUUGGUCGCCGCCGGCUCCCACUUGGUGGCCGGACAGUGGCUGAGCGUGUGGAAGCCAUCGAGGGCAGCGUCCAGGAAAGCUCAGGCUCGGUCACCACGAUCUACAUGUUGGCAGGGACACCCCGGGGACCUGAGGGCCCUGUCCGAUCUGUCCUCCGCCGUUUUGGUAGCUUCCAGAAAGGCCAGGCAGAACCCAAGGUCAAGAGUGCCAUCCCCAAACCUCCACGUCGGGCCCUAAGUCGGAACAAGGGCAGCCCCAGGCUGGACCCUGGCUCUGCCAAUCAGAGCCCCAGCUCAGCCAUGAAGGAGGAACUGACUGGGGCCUUGGAGUCUGCAGGGACUGGGUCAGAGGAAGGGGCCAGGGGCCUGGGGGGUGGCAUCAAGAGCUCAGGGGGUGGCCAGGAGCUGGCCCCUGAGGAUGGUUCCCUAGUACAGGAUCCCCAGAAGGUGGCUGAUGAGGAAGGGCAGGAGGAGCCCCAGUAUGAAAAUGUUGUACCCAUCUCUGGGCCACCGGAACCUUGA